AUGGCUAUUAUUGAAACUUGUGCAACACAUUCUUUCAUUUGUUUUAAUUGUGCUAAGAGGUUGGGUUUAGACUUAUCGUCCAUGGUCGGGAGUAUGAUUGUUGACACUCCGACUCUGCGUCCAAUGACCACUUCUGUAGUUUGUUUGAAUUGUCCAUUAACUAUUUAUGGUAAUAAUUUUGGAAUGGAUUUAGUUUGUCUAUCACUGAAUAAACUUGAUGUUAUCCUUGGGAUUAACUGGUUGGAGUUCAACCAAGUCCAUAUCAACUGUUACAACAAAUAUGUGUUAUUCCUUGAAAUCGAUGAAGAUGGGGGAUUAUUUGUGAUGACUAAGCAAGCGAGUGAGGUUGUGAAUGUUGGGGCACAGGUGUUCGUUAUGUUGGCAUCUAUGAGUGCAGAAGUCAAAGCAGCGAUUAAUGAGAUACCAGUGGCAUGUGAAUUUCUAGAACUAUUCCCAAAUGAUAUAAGUGAUUUUCCAUUAGAGCGAGAGAUAAAGUUUGCUAUUGACUUAGUAAAUAGCACUAAUCCUGUCUUAAUGGCUCGAUAUCGAAUUUAUAAUUCGGAUUUGAGUGAGCUGAAGAAACAGUUAGAAGAGUUACUUGAGAAGAAAUUUGUUCAACCAUGUGUUUCUCCUUAG
Messenger RNA from Lathyrus oleraceus (garden pea), 636 nucleotides. RefSeq lists its product as uncharacterized. Lineage: Eukaryota; Viridiplantae; Streptophyta; Magnoliopsida; Fabales; Fabaceae. The coding region runs from base 1 to 636 and encodes 211 amino acids. The record is from RefSeq and is a predicted model, not a curated record. The transcript has a single exon.